AUGGCCUUAUUUAAUCAAGUAGCAAAAAGGCAUCCACCACCUACGUCUAGGAUGUAUUAUAUGAUGGGAUUAUUUAUGCUGUGGAUGGUAGCAUUUACAGUGUUUUAUUAUGUUUGGAUAAAGUUUCAUGCCAGUUAUAUCCUGCUUGGUUUACCUGUCUUUAUGCUACUUACUUCAUUCAUAUUGGCAUGGAUCAGUAAGAGACGUAUGAUCAAGUUUGAAAAUGAAGUAUUACAAGUCUGUUCAAGGUUGAAUGCAACAGAAAAUAUAAGAGGAAUCAACUUUAGAUUUACAAGAGAUGGAUUGGAUAUUACACACUGUCGUUAUUUCUAUAAGCCAAAUUAUGCUAUAGAUAUUGAGAUGGAUGAGAGAUUCACUGCCUUAAACCAGUUCCAUCAGAGUAAUAUUUCAGUUCCUACAACUGCAUUUACAAUCAAUGAAAAGCAAGCAUUGAACAUGUUUGAAUAUAUUAAUGUAUAA
Rhizopus microsporus ATCC 52813 is the source of this 480-nucleotide messenger RNA. RefSeq lists its product as uncharacterized. The record is from RefSeq and is a predicted model, not a curated record. The transcript is spliced from 3 exons. Bases 1 to 480 code for a protein of 159 amino acids. NCBI's taxonomy places the organism in Eukaryota, Fungi, Mucoromycota, Mucoromycetes, Mucorales, Rhizopodaceae.